Cheilinus undulatus (humphead wrasse) is the source of this 603-nucleotide messenger RNA. RefSeq names its product complement C1q-like protein 4. The coding region runs from base 1 to 603 and encodes 200 amino acids. The transcript is spliced from 3 exons. Lineage: Eukaryota; Metazoa; Chordata; Actinopteri; Labriformes; Labridae. Gene Ontology annotation, molecular function: protein binding. The record is from RefSeq and is a predicted model, not a curated record.
AUGUGUGAUCUCCUGAGAGACUUUGGUGCCAUGACAGAAAAAGUAAAAGCCAUGGAAAGGAGGCUGGAGGACAGUGAGGCCAGGCUACGGGACAGUGAGACCAGGCUACGGGACAGUGAGGCCAGGCUACGGGACAGUGAAAAAAGACUGACCAUCAGUGAAAACCAGAUUCUUGACCUAAAGAACAAAGAAGGAACCAAGGUGAUUUUCAGUGCAGGAAUUGGAGAAGGAGACUUUAGCAUUGGACCUUUCAACACAGAUAGAACACUAAUCUACAGAAGGGUGAUUGUGAACAUCGGUAACGCCUACAAUGAAGCCACAGGUAUCUUCACUGCACCUGUUUCAGGUGUCUACUACUUCAACAUUUUCUAUCAUACUGGACCGACACAUGGAGUACAUCUGUCGAUCUACAAGAACUCCCAGCUGAUGGUUGUGACAAGUGAACAUGGAUCAAGCCCUGAUCGUAAUGAUACUGGAGGAAACUCUGUGUUUCUGCAGCUGCAACCAGGAGACCAUGUGUACGUGCGUUUGGCUGCAAAUAAGUAUGUUUGGGGAUCAGACCACCAUACAACUUUCAGUGGAUUUUUGGUCACUCAAAUGUGA